This is a messenger RNA of Adineta steineri, 1212 nucleotides long. Lineage: Eukaryota; Metazoa; Rotifera; Eurotatoria; Adinetida; Adinetidae. The record is from the annotation of a GenBank genome assembly.
AUGCAUAAUGCAAUGGGAUAUGUAAGAGGUGGACAAAAGUGGAUGGAUGCUUGGGAAUUAGAUGAAGGUGCUACGGGUUGGAAUUCUAAAACACUAAUAUCAUAUUUUGAUGCUGUUGAAGAUAUUUUAAAAGUUGUCUAUCCUGCAAAUGAUACACAAGGAUUAGUCGAUGCUAUUUUUGAAGCUUCAAGAUCAACAGGAUUUCCAUAUAAUCCAUCUUAUAAUCAUGGACCAGACAUGCUUGGUAUUGCUAACUUUGUUAUGAGUAUAAAUGAUGUCGAGAGAGAAACGAAACAGCAAGCAAAUUCCAACUAUAAUCGAAUUACUUCAUACGAAAAAUAUCUUCAAUCAUCAAGACCAAAGAAUUUACAAUUGAUUACUGGUCUUCAAACUAUUGGUUUCAAUUUCAGUAACGAUGAGCAUCCUGUAAUGGAUUCUGUUGAAUUGUAUAGUGAAAAACAUCAAUGUAAAUUUUCAGUCGCAGUCAAUAAAGAACUCAUUCUUAGUGCAGGAACAAUUAACUCACCUAGACUUCUUCAAUUAAGUGGUAUUGAAAGUCCACCUGCUUUCUUUCUAAGUGCCGUAUUAUUUGCAGUAGACAAUGAUACAACACACGAAGCAACUUAUAGAAAUGGAACAGGUUCAUUAACAAAUAUUGAAAUGUUAUUUAGUACAGGAAAUAUGAUUAGUAAUUCAUGGCCGAUCGAAUGGCAGAAUUCAUUAGUUUUAUCACCUAAUAUUCAACAAUGUAAGUCACGUGGUACAGUUAUGCUAAUGAAUUCGAAUCCUUUGAUACCACCGGCGAUUGAUGCUGCUUAUCUUAGUGUUGACACAGAUAUGACUCGAGUAAUAAAUUCUAUCUUACUCGGUCGACAGUUACUAUCACAGCCAAGUUUUAAGAAAUGGAAUUUUCAAGAAGUUUUGCCUGGUCCUAAUUAUCAAACUCGUGAUGAACUUAUUAAUUGGAUUCGUGGAAAUGCUACUACAGGAUUUCACUAUAUUGGUACAUGUAAAAUGGGAACAGAUAAAUUGUCUGUCGUUAAUCCACACAAUAUGAAAGUUUGGGAAGUUGAAGGUUUGAGAAUUGUCGAUGCAUCGGUAGCUCCAGCUUCGUUUUCUGCCAAUACACAAUCGUUAACCUAUGCAGUGGCAGCACGAGCAGUUGAUCUCAUUGUGACAGAAUAUAAACUAAAACACAACUCCAGUCAUUAA